Messenger RNA from Photinus pyralis (common eastern firefly), 1035 nucleotides. Its product is annotated as F-actin-capping protein subunit beta-like. Gene Ontology annotation, molecular function: actin filament binding. Gene Ontology annotation, cellular component: F-actin capping protein complex; cytoplasm. The record is from RefSeq and is a predicted model, not a curated record. The transcript is spliced from 4 exons. Bases 92 to 919 code for a protein of 275 amino acids. Gene Ontology annotation, biological process: actin cytoskeleton organization; regulation of lamellipodium assembly; cell morphogenesis. NCBI's taxonomy places the organism in Eukaryota, Metazoa, Arthropoda, Insecta, Coleoptera, Lampyridae.
CCUUGACAUUUUGAUUACACAUCCUCAAUCUGUCAAAUUAGCAAAGGAAAGGGCGUUGAGUUAAAUAACUUCAUUAAAUAGACUGAAAAUAAUGGGCGAGCAACAGUUUGAUUGCGCCUUAGACCUGAUGCGAAGGCUGCCGCCACAGGAAAUCGAAAAGAAUUUAGUUGACCUAAUAGAUUUAGUUCCUAGCCUUUGCGAGGAUUUACUUUCUUCGGUGGAUCAACCGUUGAAAAUUGCCAAGGAUAAGGAGACGGGGAAGGACUAUUUACUUUGCGAUUAUAACCGGGAUGGGGAUUCCUACAGGUCCCCGUGGUCGAAUACUUACGAUCCUCCUUUGGAUGACGGAUCUAUGCCGUCAGAGCGGCUUAGAAAACUGGAAUUGGAUGCGAAUCACGCUUUUGAUCAGUAUCGCGAGAUGUACUUCGAAGGCGGAGUAUCGUCAGUGUACUUCUGGGAUUUGGAGCAUGGAUUUGCCGGUGUAAUAUUAAUCAAGAAAGCAGGCGACGGUAGUAAAAAAAUUAAAGGCUGUUGGGACUCCAUUCACGUAGUCGAAGUUCAAGAGAAAAGUACGGGCCGCACAUCACAUUACAAAAUGACCUCCACUGCUAUGCUGUGGUUGCAGACUAAUAAACAAGGUUCGGGAACAAUGAACCUCGGAGGAAGUUUAACACGACAGAUUGAGCAAGACUCGCCGGUCAACGAAGCGAAUCCUCACAUCGCAAAUAUAGGGCGAAUGGUGGAAGAUAUGGAAAACAAAAUUCGUAACACCUUAAACGAAAUUUACUUCAGUAAGACUAAAGAUAUCGUAAAUAGUUUAAGGUCAGUUCAAGGGCUGACGGAGACGCGACAGCAGCAGGCCCUUAAGCAAGAUUUAGCCGCCGCAUUGCAACGAAGACAUAACAAGUCAGAUAACUGAUGCGAGGAUGUGUUCGAGAGUUUUACAGUCGGAGUGGAUUAUUUAUCACUUUCAUAAUUUUAAGUUUUUGUAUUGCUGCUUCCGCAAAUUAAAAGUAUUACAGUUCUUUAACUUCA